Megalops cyprinoides (Indo-Pacific tarpon) is the source of this 2781-nucleotide messenger RNA. RefSeq names its product brain-specific angiogenesis inhibitor 1-associated protein 2-like. Gene Ontology annotation, cellular component: nucleoplasm; cytosol. The record is from RefSeq and is a predicted model, not a curated record. Gene Ontology annotation, molecular function: cytoskeletal adaptor activity; protein binding. The transcript has 14 exons. Gene Ontology annotation, biological process: plasma membrane organization; actin filament bundle assembly; actin crosslink formation. Lineage: Eukaryota; Metazoa; Chordata; Actinopteri; Elopiformes; Megalopidae. The coding region runs from base 34 to 1923 and encodes 629 amino acids.
GCGGCGCCCGUGUAAAUUGAAAGCUCUGAGCGUAUGACUAGCCUCAACUCUACCUCCCACUCGAUCCCCGUGCAAAGACUGCGUGCGUGGGUUAGUGUGGGUGCAGAGAGCGAAUUCAUCAUAAAAGCUGCAGUUUUUCAAAAGACGUCUCCGUGCGCACCUAUCUACGUCGUUCAGCAUUACAACGAAUUCCUUGUGGUUUUUAAGGAAAAUCGUCUGUUUGAAACCGGCCUUUCCCCCUCGGAUAACUCUUUUCUCAUAAGGAAAGUACUGUUUAUGGUUUUGUCUGGAGCUUCCAAUAUGUCUCGUACCGACGAGGUCCAUCGCAUAACGGAGAAUGUCUACAAGACCAUCAUGGAGCAGUUCAACCCCUGUCUGCGGAACUUCGUUGCCAUGGGGAAGAACUACGAGAAGGCACUCUCCAGUGUGACGUUCGCUGCAAAGGGCUACUUCGACGCUCUGGUGAGGAUGGGCGAGCUGGCCAGUGAGAGUCAGGGCUCGAAGGACCUUGGGGACGUGCUGUUUCAGAUGGCCGAAGUUCACAGGCAGAUCCAGGUGCAGCUCGAAGACAUGCUGAAAUCCUUCCACAACGAGCUGCUGACGGAGCUGGAGAAGAAGGUGGAGCUUGACGCCCGUUACCUGACCGCCGCUCUGAAGAAGUACCAGAUGGAGCACAAGAGCAAAGGCGAGAGCCUGGAGAAGUGCCAGGCGGAGCUGAAGAAGCUACGCAGGAAGAGCCAGGGCAGCAAGAACCCGGCCAAGUACGGCGAGAAGGAGAUGCAGUACGUGGAGACCAUCAGCAGCAAGCAGGGUGAGCUGGACACCUUCAUCGCGGAGGGCUACAGGACGGCGCUGUCCGAGGAGAGACGACGCUACUGCUUCCUGGUGGACCGGCAGUGCGCCGUGGCCAAGAACAGCAGCGCCUACCACGGCAAGGGGAAGGACCUGCUGACACAGAAGAUCCCCGUGUGGCAGCAGGCGUGCUCCGACCCCACCAAGCUCCCCGAGCGGGCCCUGCUCCUGGCCCAGCAGAUGACCUCCGGGGCGGGGGCGCUCCUCUCUAGCCCCCUGCGCUCCUCCAAGACCAACCUGAGCAUCUCCGACCCCAUCCCCGGAGCCCAGCCCCUCCCUGUGCCCCCCGAGCUGGCUGCCUUCAUGGGCAGCGGGCUCGGCCACCAGGCGAGGCUGAUGGGACCGGAUGGGAUGUCCAUGGUGAAUGGCUCCACAGGUGUGCAUGGUGAGGAGUACCAGCACUGGGGGGAGGGGACGGUGGCGCAGGUCAGACCCUCCUCCCCCCAGCCGCAGUCCCAGGCUGCUCCCCAGAGGCAGGUCAGCGAGGUGUACUCCAACACCCUGCCCGUCCGCAGACCUGUGCCUGCCAAGACCAAAGCCUCCGCAGUGGAGACUCGAACCCUGCCCAGGUCCAGCUCCAUGGCAGCCGGUCUGGAGCGGAACGGUCGAACCCGAGUCCAGGCCAUCUUCUCCCACACUGCGGGGGACAACAGCACCCUGCUGAGCUUCUCCGAGGGCGACGUCAUCACCCUGCUGGUGCCCGAGGCCCGCGACGGCUGGCACUACGGCGAGAACGAGAAGAACAAGAUGCGGGGCUGGUUUCCUUUCUCUUACACACGCGUGCUGCCAGACAGCGACAGUGAGAAGCUCAGAGUCAACCUGCACCAUGGGAAGAGCAGCAGCACAGGGAACCUGCUGGAGAGGGAGGACAUGGUGCUUCACACGCCCGACUACGGCCUGAGCGCCCGCAUGCUGGCACAGAGCCUGGCGCAGAGCAGGCCCCGCCCCUACAGCAUGGCCGUGCCGGGCUUCGCACAGGUGGGCACGCUGUCACACGCACCUGCACAGCCAGGGGUCGAUGACUAUGACAGCCGAUUUCCUACAAGUGGUCCAGAGUUAUCCCGAUUCUGAGUGACAAGGAGCCCCUGUAAGUGACCAGCCUCCUUUGCUGUCUCCGUUCAGCCAACCAAUCACGCUCUCUCCUUCUCUCGCUCUCAUUUGCUGCCUCACUGGGGGGGUGGGGAUGGGGCUGGGCUUAGCCACUUUUUUUUUCUUCCCCUGGCCUAUGGUCUCUCUCGACUGCCAUUCAGUGAAUUGUGAUGUCAUUUCGUAUCUGCCAAUCAGCCAGUCGGGGGAGGUCAUUGGUUGUAAAUUCAGAGCGGCUUGUUGGCAGGGGUGACUGGUUACGUGAGGCCUCACAGUGGGUGGAGCUGCCAUGUGCUGUCAACCGAAACGUUGCUUUCCCUCGCAAAACGCAGUGAUUGGUUGCAGAUAGCACGUGGUCACCGUACCCAUUUUGGGGCUCACAAACCCUCACCCUCCCAUUGCAAGAGGAGACCAUCUGAGCACAUGUAUAAAUCUGAACUAAUCUUGCAUGCUCAUCUUUUCAAAGCAAAUCAAAGCAGCUGGUGACUUGUGUAAUUACUGGUAGAUUUUUUAAAAUCAUUUGCAUGCUUGCUUUUAUACAUACUAACAAAAAUCUCCAGGGAUCCUUUCUUUAACUAAUAAACACACACACACACACACAAAAUGACUGCUGGAAAGCGCAGUAACAGGUGAGUAAAGGUAGGGGGCCUCGCUUGUCACUCUUGAACGCAGAGAUUGCUUUUAUCUCGGGGUUCUGGGUGUGUGUUCAUGUCCGCAGCGGGACGAGGGACGGAGGGCCCCGCGCCAGCCACGGCUCACCUGGGCAGCCUGUCACCUGAUGCAGUUUUAGGACUGCCCUGGAACUCAACUAACACACAUUGUUCCUCCCUUCCACCCCCUCCC